Molecule: messenger RNA, 1917 nt
Organism: Alternaria arbusti
Lineage: Eukaryota; Fungi; Ascomycota; Dothideomycetes; Pleosporales; Pleosporaceae
Exons: 2
Coding region: 1-1917 (638 amino acids)
Molecular function (GO): ATP binding; ATP-dependent chromatin remodeler activity
Source: RefSeq, a predicted model, not a curated record
AUGUGGCAGUUCAAGAGGUUGCAACUUUACAAGAUGUAUGUGCACGUGAUGAAGUAUUGCGGUAAGGAGACUGCCGACCAGGAAGCUGAAGAGAACGGCUGGCCAACACGACGUCCGGCGGCACCGCUUUACACGAGCCUAUUGUAUCUUCUUCCUCUGAGGAUACAGACGAAAGUGCUCGAUGAAGCGCAGAAACUGAAACGAUGGGACGGGAAGCAGAGAGCGGCAGUACAAGCCAUCAUCACUACAUACACGGACAUUUUGACCGGGACGCCUUGCGGCAACGUAUGGACGGACAUCCUGUCGAUGUGCGGGCUGCUGCCGCACGAACCGUUCCACACGAAACAGCAGUUUUUCAACGUCUUCGCACCAACAUCGUCUAAUGCACCGUCUAAAGCACCAAACGCGGUAGAAUUCAACAACCUCAUACGCUACCUCCUACCCUUUACCUUUUGGCGCACCAUCGACCAGCUCGACUUAAAGGGAGUAAAGCACGAAGAUCCAACGACCUUCAGGAUAGCGGAGGGAAGAUCCGAGCGGACUCUAUGGCUCAUCGAGAGCUUCGUUAGGCUCGCCAGGAUGAGCAAGGAAGAACUGGCGGUCGACGAGAAGGAUCUGCAGUCCGCCAUGGGCUUUUGCACGAGGGCUGAGCAGGAGUCAGGCUUUCCUGUUCUUGCCGAUUACACUGAGAAGCAGAAGGCGGCGAUGCAAACAAGGCCCAUGGAUCUGAGAAACGCCCGCAAUAUGUUCGUCGAAGCUGUACGCGCCGCGAAGCUCAAAGCCAUGGAACUUGAAGAAAAAGACACCAAUGAGGCUAAAUCUCUCCCAGGUUGGGCCGAAAUUGACGAGACAGACACACAAAGCGCAAGGUUCUCUCAGAAAAUGAUAACCUGGCUCAUGGAGACGGGCUUCGAGAAGCUGGCCCUGCUGGCGAUGACAGGGUCCGGUUCAGCCAACAGCGAAGCCCACGAUCAAGUGGACAUGGCCGACGUAGCCGACGACGAUGCAGCCGAGUUCAUCGAGGAAAUAGAAGAAGAGCAGGAGAAGAAAGAGGAGCAGGCCGAGAUUGCACCGUGCACUCAGGAAAAGAAGACGGGCAAGACCAAGAAGAAGACGAAGCAUCAGAUGUUUCUCGAUCGCGUGGCCAAGAUGAGCGACCGCGAUGUUUUUACGCCGCGAUGCAACAAGCUCCUGGAGCUUUAUGAUUAUAUCUUGGUAAAGCACCCAGACGAAAAGAUAAUCAUUUGGAGCCGGUUUUAUAAGGCGCUCAUCAUCAUCGCCGAAGCGUUCCGCCGACGUCACUCAGUCGAUAUCCCGGUAUAUUCCGGUGUCUUGAGCACAAAGGAGAGGGACGAUCUCUUGCACAGGUGGCAGACGGUCUCGCAUGCGACGACGCCCAUCGGCUUCCAGGCCAAGGCUGGUGGAACCGGGCUUACUAUCAACGAAGCGUCGCAGGUCAUCUUCGUCGAGCCAUGGUGGAACUCCCUCGAUGCACUGCAAGCGGAGCGACGCGCCGUUCGGAUCGGACAGGAAAAGCUUGUUCACGUCUGGGUGCUGACCUGUGCUAACAGCUUCUCGGACGCAAUUAUCAACACUGGUGCGCUGCGGAAGCUGAGGGUCAUAGACAAGAUCAUGGCUGCGCUACGAACGGCAAAGGGAGCCGAGGUGGAGAUUCCGCCGCACGUUCCGCAGUUUGGCAUGGUACCGUAUGUUCCCUACACGCGAUUCAAGGAAAUGGAUGCGGAAGCGAUGCGACAAGAAGAGGAGAAACAGGCGAGAGGAGCGACAGAAGAAGCCAAGGCUGAAGAGGGUGACGAGAGGCCUAUCAAGAGGCUCAGGCUCCCAGAGGGCGCAUACGCCGAAGAUCAUGGUGCGGUGGACCACGACGUCGAUAUGCAUGAAGUGCACGGUGCAUAA